Molecule: messenger RNA, 288 nt
Organism: Lactuca virosa
Lineage: Eukaryota; Viridiplantae; Streptophyta; Magnoliopsida; Asterales; Asteraceae
Source: the annotation of a GenBank genome assembly
AUGGAUCCUUCCAGGAUAUUUGGUUCCAAGUCCAAUGCAAAUUUACCAAAAACACAUUUGAAUUCUAAAAGCAAAAGACUUUGUGGUUUCGGGGCUCGAACCCGGAUAUUAAACGACCUAAAAUUGGCCCGACUUCCACAAACUUCCGGAAGGAGGCUCUCGAGGAUUCACUUUCAAGUUUCAGCUACUGCAGCAUCCCGUCUGAACAUCUUGCAAACCUUUCUUCAUCGGGUUUUAAAUCCCCAAAAUCUUGCGUCCCACCUUUUCAAGCAUCACCAGGCUGAGUAG